AUGUGUUCCAUGAAAAAUGUCCUGGUGUUUCCUGACGUGUGUUUCCAGCAUGGUCCACUAGGACCUGUCUGGCAUAGUCCACUAGGGUCGGCAUGGAGCAGUAGGCCUACCAGACAUGGAACUGUAGGCCUACUACCGAUCUCCAUUCUUAAGUAUACCACUAACACGACAACCCCUUGGUCGUCCCUCCUCCAGGUAGUCGUCCUCCUAGGUCUGGUCGCCCUGGUCGUCGCUCGCCCCGACACACUCCUCGACCUGGACGACAUCCAGCACGACCAGUCCAUCGAUGACGACACAGUCUUCACUGGGUCGUACAGCUGGACCUCUCCAGAAGGCGUCAAGUACUUCGUGAAGUACAUCGCUGACGAUGACGGCUACAGAGUCUUGGAGUCCAACGCUGUGCCAGCCACUGCUGAUGGUGUGUCAGCCAACGGCGCCCAGGGAUCCUUCCGUUCCUCUGAGGAGUUUGAUGACAGGAGAUAAACAGCGUUGACGACAGCACUGACAGGAUGUAGACCCGUGUUGACAGCAGCACUGACAGGAUGUAGACCCGUGUUGACAGCAGCACUGACAGGAUGUAGACCCGUGUUGACAGCAGCACUGACAGGAUGUAGACCCGUGUUGACAGCAGCAACGACAGGAUGUAGACCUGUGUUGGCAGCAGCAAUGACAGCAAGUACACAUCAGCAGCAGACAGCAGCAGACAGCAGCAACGAAAGCAAAAAUCCAGUUACUCCAGUCUGCCUCCCUGACAACCAACUUGCAGACAGUUCUGGAUUAUCAGAUUGGAAAUUGAAGAAGAUUGCUGAUUGAACACCCUCGCUGGAAGACACCAUCGUAGCCCAUCCCACCAGCCCACCAUCCCACCAGCCCACCAGCCCACCACAACAACGCCCUCCCUGCCCACCAUCACCCACCACAAGGCCCCCAAGAUCACGAUUCCUCUC
Molecule: messenger RNA, 947 nt
Organism: Cherax quadricarinatus
Lineage: Eukaryota; Metazoa; Arthropoda; Malacostraca; Decapoda; Parastacidae
Source: RefSeq, a predicted model, not a curated record